Molecule: messenger RNA, 522 nt
Organism: Endocarpon pusillum Z07020
Lineage: Eukaryota; Fungi; Ascomycota; Eurotiomycetes; Verrucariales; Verrucariaceae
Exons: 1
Coding region: 1-522 (173 amino acids)
Source: RefSeq, a predicted model, not a curated record
AUGCUCUCCGAAGCCCUCAGCCUCCAAGACCCCAAGUCAUCCCACCCCCAACCCCCAACUCACGUCCUCCUGAUCGGCGACAUGAACAUCGCGCCCCAGCGCAUGGACGGCCACCCGCACCUCCGCACCUCGCCGCACCAACACGUGCUCAACCGCGCCGACUUCAACGAGAAAUUUCUCCACCGCGAAAACGCGGCCGGGUUCCAGGGGUUGGACGUGUGGAGACUGCUCCGAGGCGGCGAGAGGCGGUACACGUACCAUCCGCGAGGAGCAGAGUGGGGGAGGAGUUGCGAUCGCGUGGACCUGGCCGUUGCGGGACGGAACCUGGUGGGACACGAGGACAGGGCGAGCAAGAGGGAGAACUGGGGGGUGAAAGCGGCACAAGACGGAAGAGGGAGAGAAACUGUUGGCCGGCUAGGGAAAGGCGCGAUCGCGGGGAUGGAUAUCUAUGAUAACGAGGUGGAUCGCGGUCAUAGUGACCACGUCCCGCUCAGCGUGACUCUAGAUGUGAAUGAUUUAUAG